AUGAUGAUUCGCCUUUCUUUCUUUUAGACUUUCCCUUUGAAUUGCUCAACCCAUCUCCUCACAUUUCCCUCGUCUCAAGCUCCCCUCGGUCCGAGUUGCUUAUGAUCGUUCACUCAUCUUCGGAGAGUAACUUUUGGCGUAUCCUUCUGUGUGAGAGGAAUUUGAUUCUUUUCCUUCUCGAUAAUAUCAUCAAAGCGAAAUUCUAUGGCGGGUGCCUCCGGUCUAGUCGACCCGUUGGUGGGGGAUUUCCUCGUGGAAAAACAAAUUUUCUGGUCGUCGAAUGCAUUUUUGCCAGAAUCGGAACCUCAGCAUGUGCGGUCGCAACAAACCGGAUCUCUCGCCUCAGUUAAUGCAUUCGGAACUGGGAUUCCCUUCUAUCAUGAUUACGCUCAAAAUCCGUUACAGAUCCCUCGGAGUCUUUCUUGCGGGGGGGCUGUAACCUUUGGUCAUCAAACGGUGGGGAAACCUGAAUUAUUUACUCAUGUGGCUCUAUUAACCGACCAACAGGACUUUCUCGGUCUCGCCAGCAUUGAUCGUGGUCGAGAUUAUUCGACACAGUCGGCCCCUGCAAACGUCCCAAUGUCGAGGGAUGCCUCGACCUCCUCUGCCGUAGACUGCGAUUUGGACAUUUAUAAUGCUGCUCCAGCACCAGCUUUCCUUGACUCUACGGUUGCAGACUCUUUCCAUUCAUCUUCAAUAGGGGCACAGCCUACUGAGGCAUACACCUUUCGACCUUCGGGCGCUCACCCUGGGAACAUUACGUUUCGGAGCUCACUCCCUUCUGUCACCGAGGUUGACGCUCAGGUCUAUGAUCCCUCUGAGUACGUUGCCCGAUUUGCCUCUGAAAUUGACAAUGCGUCAAUUUCACAAGCUAUGGUCACUCAUGAAAGUAUCAACAACCAACUUCCACCAACAUUAAUCUCAAGUAUCGCGACUAGCGGACAAUCUGAUGAUAGCGACGCAUGCAACAUGAGCCGCCAGUACAGUGCUGCCGGCAGUGUAUUCUGUGAGGGCUUCGACAUGCUAAGAGUUCAUUCGAAUUUAUCGGAAUUUGGCUCCAGUCAAAACCAAGCACCUCUUGGUGUGAGCCAGCCACCAAAUGCUAUUGGUGCAGAGGUUGUUUGCGUUCAAAAUGAAUCUCCUGGUUUCGUUGCUUCUGCUUAUCCUUUUAAUGGUGGUCAGGUGCUCACUCAGUCUGUCCCCGGCUCUGCAGGUUUUGACUCUGGAGUUAUACCGACACCUUCAUCAACGAACCCGUCAGAGGGUACGCAUAAGGAAACAAGGCAGACGACAAAGCGCUCCAAGCAUAGGCGACAAGGCCGGUUAGCUCAACAUACUCGGCCGAUCAGGCCGAAGCCAUCCAGCGAAUCGCUCACCUCUAUCCAAGCUCCGACGGCUAACAUGAUUCGGCUCCGAUCAGUAGACGACUCUUCUGAGGAAAGGCUUGUCGCAAUGAUCCCAAAGACCGUCUACAUACGCCCUUCCCAUCCUCGAGUAAAAUGCAAUCAGUGUGACGAUCACCCUGAUGGCUUUCGCGGAGAACAUGAGCUUCGCAGACACGUCGACCGUUGUCACCGCGCAACUCGAAAGGUCUGGGUUACAGUUGACAUCUCCAAGAAUAAGAAAUUUCUCGCACAUUGCAAAGCCUGUCGCACCGGGAAAAAGUAUGGCGCUUACUACAAUGCCGCCGCUCAUCUCCGUCGCGCCCACUUUAACCCGCGAAAACGAAAUGGCAAUGGUAAAGUUAAGGAAAACGAAAGACGGGGUGGAAAGGGAGGUGGCGACUAUCCGCCCAUGGAUGUCCUGAAAAAAUGGAUGAAAGAAGUGGAAGAACAUGUCAAGGAACCAGGUGACUGGAUGUUUGACGACAAUUGCGAAGAAGAUAUUCAUGCCGCUGAUGAUGACUUUCUUGAUGGUUCGUACAAUCCUCCAACACCACCAGCUACGUUGCCAGUUAAUGGCACCAUCUCGGCUUAUAACGACAAAGUCAGUUUUACUUCGGGUACACUUGCUGGCGGCUUGAGCCAAAAUUAUCCUUCGUCAUCCAAGUAUAAGCCCGAAGAUCCCCCUUCUGUCUCUCUUCAGCCGCCACAAUUUCUUGAUACGGGGGCGGUAUCGGCAGCAGGGCAACUAUUCGAUUCUAAUCAUAUUGCAGCUUAUGAUACAUUUGAUCCUUCUCUGAGUUUUUGCGUGAAUGAACAAGGUUCAUUCUUAGAUGCUUCUUCGUUUUGCAAUUCUGCUCAGUUCGAUGCACAGCAGCAAUAUGAUGCUGUGCUCAACCCAAGUUUUCAUUCAAUUGGAGCGCAGCAGUAACUUCUGUUGUGGUCAUUUUGCUCUUUUUACUUUUGUUUCUAUUUCACUGGUUCAUAUUUUGGACAGCUUUUGUCUUUUUUUUUCCUAUUGCUUCGUCUUUUUCUCCCCUCCAUU
Messenger RNA from Xylona heveae TC161, 2427 nucleotides. RefSeq lists its product as hypothetical. The transcript is spliced from 2 exons. The record is from RefSeq and is a predicted model, not a curated record. Bases 205 to 2313 code for a protein of 702 amino acids. Lineage: Eukaryota; Fungi; Ascomycota; Xylonomycetes; Xylonales; Xylonaceae.